CUUUGGGUAAUUUUUUCACCAAACCAACUACAAACCCACUCUUUCUACACCCAAAGCGGCCUAUCCCUCGAUUUUGAGCGAGUUUGGGCGACGUUUUCGUCGCCGGAGGCGAUUUCCGGCGAGACUCCGGCGUGACUCCGACGAGCAUUUCCGGCCAGUUUUUCGGCGUUUCGUCACUUCCAUUGUCUUCCCCUCAUCAUUCCCUACACCUCUACUUGAGUCUCCAGGUUUGAUUUUGCCCCUAACUAUGUUAAUUGUGGAGAAUUGAGUGUGUAGGGUGUAUGUUAGAGAACCUUAUUGAAUCAUGUGAAUCUUAUGAAAUUGAUUGAGGGGAAUGCAUGGGAUGUGAUUGAAUUAUGUUGGGCAAAGUCCCCUUUGAUUGUUUAAGCCCUUGUGUGCAAGAAUUUGGCCAAUUUCAUGUUUAACUUAGUAGUGCACACAAGGUGUUCGCUGGAAUGCCUGUUUUCCAUGCCCUGUUGUGGCCACCGGUUGGGGCCCUUAAUGAUGUAGUUUGAGGGUGUAUUUGCUAUGGAUGUGAACCUUGAGUUGCCUAUUUUCUUGUGAAUGUGCACCCCCACCCUGAUUCUGCUUGAUUUAUCGAGAUUUUGACCCCCGAACUAUGGAUGAAACCAUGGUUAGGCUGUUUUCUGUUCUUAAGUGUGGGGGUGCGCUUGACCUUUUUCUUUGGCUCUUUUGGGUUCCACUUUGGGUUGUUGUUUUGCAGGGCAAUGGCGAAACCUAAUUUCCAGCACCCGUUCAUCUGGGAUCUGAGGAGGGGACCCACCGCAGAGCGCUUCAAGGAGGUCGCGGAAACCCCGUUUGGGUCACACCAUUGCUGGUCCAAACGGGAGUUUCGGCGAUUGCACUGCUACGAGCAGCUCUCCGCCGCGGUCGCCAACACCGCCUGGCGCCGUCUGCUCCAGCUCUGCGAGAAGGUCUACUACGAGCCGGUGUGGGAGUUCUACACGACCUUCAAGCACAAUACCACGGACAACUGGCAGGACGGUACGACCGUCCAAUUCAGGCUGGGCGGGGUCCCCCGGUCCUUGAGCUACCACGAGCUGGCCGAGGCUCUCGACAUCGACCUCGACGAUCUUGGCGACGAGUAGGCUGUACUCGUUGCCCGUCUCAGUGUGUUUUCUUUUUCAUUUUAGACUUUUGUGUGUUUGCUCCAUGUGUGCGGAGCUUGAACUUAGUGUCGUUUGUUUUUGUUUUUGGUUUUUCCUUUGUGGUUUGAUGUAGCCGUCUGGGCUAACACUUAUCCCUAACGCACAGUGUGCUAGUGUGUUUCUGAUGUUCGAUUUGUGCAGCAUUGUCCACUCUCCCGUUCGUUUCUCGCCGACUGGUCCACUUCCAGUCCCCCAGCAGUGUUCUUACCCGGUAACAUCGUUCCCCUUAUCUUUCCCUCUACUCCAUUGAGGGCAAUGUCGUGCUUAAGUGUGGGGGGAUGCUUUGUAUCGGUUGGAAUAUGUAUGAUGGUGCUUGGAGCCUAGUCCGCUGUCCGAAUCUUACGAUUUGAGGGCUCCAAGUACUGCUGUUUGAUCAUAUUGGCACUGUGUUUCGAUGGAUGAAUUGAUUGGUUUUCGGAUUAAUGCAUGACAACUUGUUUGCGACUAGGACAACCUAUGAUGAGGACUGAGAUGUGCAGUAGAACGAUGUAGGGGUUCAGUUUUUCAACUGUUUGCUUGCCAACUGUGACUUGAUCUGACUUGAUCUGAUUACUUGUUCUUAACAGUCGUUUAUGCAUCUAGUUCAGGGUAGCAGAAUAUGAGAUAGAGCAUAUAGGUAGCCAUGUGAGAUUUGAGCCUGCUCGUUUCUUUCUUGUGCGAUAGAUCCCUCUUCCAUGAUGUGUAGCAUUCACGUUGUCACUAGCUGAGAUGAUGGGGGCAUAGGAUUAGCCCACGCCCAAAACUGACUGUCCUGAUGUGUCAUAUCCCCUAGUCAGCCCCUUUGAGCCGUGUGUUAUCCUUUCUUUUGGUCAAUAAUGAAAAGAAAUCACCCUUGUUGCAUCUUUUAGAAGGUUCCACAGAGUGGUUUUUAUAUAUUCUCUGCUGUUUCUGCUAAAGUCUAUGUGAGUGUUGGAGGUAGUGCUUAAAAGUUGGGCGGAUGUUUGAAAUAUGUGCAGGAGUGGUGGCUCUCUUAAGAAAUGAAAAGAAAAAUA
Linum trigynum is the source of this 2161-nucleotide messenger RNA. The record is from the annotation of a GenBank genome assembly. Lineage: Eukaryota; Viridiplantae; Streptophyta; Magnoliopsida; Malpighiales; Linaceae.